GGGCCUGCCAGGCUGCUCUACGCUAACUCCCUUGUCUUACCUCGCCGGGCAGAGCUGGGCCGCCAGCCCGACACGGAGUCCCCCUGACCGAGGCCCCGGCGAGCCCGGUAGCUGUCACCAGUCUCGAGAGCAACGGCUUGAGCCUGGGGCCUCCCACAGGAGUGGCCGGGAGGGUGCGUGAGAACCACUUCUACGCCCUAGUGCCGGAGGCUUCUGUAAGCCCGAUCGUGAGCGGACAGGUUCCGGAGGCCCCUCCUGGCCAGGCAGGACGUCUCCUGGCGUUCCCGAGGAACCUGGCCUGGCCAGGAACAGUCGUAGCACCGAUCGCGCCCACCCCCCAGCAGGGGUCCAGCACAGGCUUGCUCUUCUGCUUUGUCCCUUACACACACAGCGCACGGUCCCCAAACAGUGCACCUGCCGGCGGUCCCAACCCAGCGGGAGAAGUGGACAUGAGGUUGGCAGGCCCCUUCCGCAUCGUGGCCCUAGUCAUCACUGUGGGUCUCACCUGGAUCUUAGUCACCAUCCUCCUGGGUGGGCCUGGUGGUGGCUUUCCUCGAAUCCAGCAACUCUUCACCAGCCCAGAGAGUUCAGUGACUGCAGAACCACGGGCCAGGAAGUACAAGUGUGGCCUGCCCCAACCAUGUCCUGAGGAGCACCUGGCAUUCCGCAUGGUCAGUGGAGCCGCCAACGUCAUCGGGCCCAAGAUCUGCCUCGAGGACAAGAUGCUUAUGAGCAGCGUCAAGGACAAUGUGGGCCGUGGGCUAAACAUUGCCCUGGUGAAUGGGGUCAGCGGUGAGCUCAUUGAGGCCCGGGCCUUCGAUAUGUGGGCUGGAGAUGUCAACGAUCUUUUGAAGUUCAUUCGGCCAUUGCACGAAGGUACCCUGGUGUUUGUGGCAUCCUAUGACGACCCAGCCACCAAGAUGAAUGAAGAGACUAGGAAGCUUUUCAGUGAGCUGGGCAGCAGGAAUGCCAAGGAGCUAGCCUUCCGGGACAGCUGGGUGUUUGUGGGGGCCAAGGGUGUGCUGAACAAGAGCCCCUUUGAGCAGCAUGUGAAGAACAGUAAGCACACCAACAAGUACGAGGGCUGGCCGGAGGCGCUGGAGAUGGAAGGCUGUAUCCCCCGAAGGAGCAUAGCCGGCUAGCACAGCUGAGCUCCAGGACCAGGCUGAGGGAGGCGGCAUGGCGCCAGUGCAGGGUGGAGGCCUUGCCCUAUGCCCAGGAAGGAGGCUCCUCAGCCCCAACACAUCCGGGCUCCAAGGCAGUGACCAGAUGGCCUCAAGGUGAUGGGGGCCACGGGGCUGGCCCAUUGCACUUUGUCACGGGAGCCCAUCUCCUUGUUUUCCUAAAACUGGCCCUCCAGUCAGCCCCCAACCCCCAUUCUCCUCCACUCCUCAUGUCACCUUCUUCCAAUCCCUGAGAGCCCACGGUGGCAAGAGUGCUGGGUGCUUGCCCCCAUCAUUGUAGCAACCAUCUGGCAGGCUGGGGCCUCUUCCAGAACAUCUCCCUUCUAGAGGCGUUCAUUGUACUGCAGGGCAAACCUGUUUCCAAUGUGAUUCCUGUCAGUGAGCCAAAUCUGAUGGCCACUUCUGCAAGCCUGACUGCCUCCUGCCUCACUCUCAGCAGGAGCUGACCUUGGGUGGCAAGGUAGUCGGCACCUGAUCAAAGUUCCUAAGGAAUCAUGUGGCAGCAUGCAACAGCCUGCAGUUGUCAGAGGGCCCACCUUCUAGAUGGCCUCUUAAUAAAUUGAUGGCCCCCAAUGGAAUAAAAUGCAUCCAGAUGUUGUCCUUAGUGAGUCAGGGGUGCUGUUGUCCUAUGUGUGUGGAGGGGACAAGUCCCAGAGGCUCAGCCAACCUAUUCCCUGCAGUGGCCCUGCAGACAGCCUUUGUCUUCAGGGCCACUGCCAUCAACAGGCUCUGCUGUGGCUCAGAUGUGACUCAGGUUGGUAAGCAGAGUAGCUCCCCAGCUGGCAUCAUCCAUAGCCUUGACUGGGAGAGAUGGCUCCACCCUCCAGGAGAGACAUAAGAACUAAAACCAUCCCAGGUGCUGGACUAUCAAAUAUAGGGAGGCAGAAGCAGUGUCUGAGUUCAGAAAAAGAAAAGGCAGUUUGGACUUCCUAAGUGGGAGGAGUCAAGGGCAUCAUGGUAAUUUGAGGUGGCCAUGUCAGGGGUGAUGAGCUUAGGAGUGGCAUUAAAUGCCGCCAGUCCCAGAGAAAGGGCUGAGUGCAAACGAAACCUCAAAAAAUGAAAGUAUUUCAGUGGCAGGUAGAUGUUGAGUCAGAGGCAUGGGGUGCCCAGGUGGAGAGGCCACCAUGGUGGAAACGGGUGUACCCAGAGAAACAAGGAUUCAGCUUGCUUAUUUUGUAUAUAUGAAAUGAUAGCAGACAACACCCAGCCUUGAGUCUGUGCUAAACUCUUUACAGUGGAUUCCAUCCCCAGCACCACAAAAAAAAGUCCUAGGGCUGGGAGUGUGGCUCAGUAAUGGAGCACUUGCCUGUUACAUCUGUCUACUCCUUUUUUCAGGAGACUUCCUUUUUUUGGAGCCAUUUUAGGUUCACAGAAAAAUGAGCAAAAAUUAUAGAGAGUGCCU
Messenger RNA from Castor canadensis (American beaver), 2586 nucleotides. RefSeq names its product FAM3 metabolism regulating signaling molecule A (gene Fam3a). Lineage: Eukaryota; Metazoa; Chordata; Mammalia; Rodentia; Castoridae. The record is from RefSeq and is a predicted model, not a curated record.